Chaetomium fimeti is the source of this 1038-nucleotide messenger RNA. Its product is annotated as RTA1 like protein-domain-containing protein. Bases 1 to 1005 code for a protein of 334 amino acids. The transcript has 3 exons. The record is from RefSeq and is a predicted model, not a curated record. Lineage: Eukaryota; Fungi; Ascomycota; Sordariomycetes; Sordariales; Chaetomiaceae. Gene Ontology annotation, cellular component: membrane.
AUGACAACCCCCAGAGCAACCCCCACCCUCCCCUCCGCCCCCAAAUGCACAACCGCCACCCCCGACCACCACGGCUACGUCCCGCCCACAGCCUGCAACGCCAACUACGGCUUCUACCCGAGCUGGGAGUGGAACCUCGUCUUCGCCAUCGGUUUUUUUCUGGCAUCGCUGCUGCACAUCGCCCAGCUGCUGGCGACGCGCAAGUGGUUCUGCUGGGUGGUGGUCAUGGGCGCGCUGUGGGAGUACGCGUGCUUCGUGCUGCGCACGCUGGGGGCGUUCGACCAGCAGAAUGGGGGGCUGGUGGUGGUGUCGACGCUGUUGUUUUUAUUGGCGCCGUUGUGGAUCAACGCGUUUGUCUAUAUGGUCGUGGCACGCCUGAUUUACUUCCUCCUGCCGCCGUACUCACAAAACAUAUUUGGCAUGUCCCCGCGCUGGCUCGCCAAGGCCUUUGUUGCUGUCGAUGUGGUGUCCUUCUUCAUCCAAGCCGCCGGCGGCGGCAUGCUUGCUGACCAGGAUCGAGGGGACACGGUCAAGACGGGCCAACACAUUUACAUGGCUGGAAUCGGCGUCCAAUUGACUUUUGUCGUCAUAUUUGCCGUCAUUACGGUGUUGUUCACUGUGCGCCUGGAGCGCUCGAUGGGGGCUGGACAGCUGGAGGCAAGGCACAACGUCACCGUGACUAGGCACUUGGUGUGGUCCAUGUUGGCUGUCAUUGGGCUGAUUGUGGUCCGGAUUGUGUUCCGCUUCGUCGAGUUCAGCGGCGGUGUCUCCUCAUCGAACCCAAUCCUAGCCAACGAGGCUUACCAGCUGGGUCUCGAUGCUCUACCCAUGCUCAUCGCGCUACUCCUCAUGAAUGCCGUACAUCCUGGAAAAGUGCUCAAGGGACCAGACAGCAGCUUCCCGAGGAUAUGGCCACGCCGCUGGAAGGGCAAAUCGGGGAACGAGCAUGAGUUGUUGCAGUCCUCGAGCGUGGAUCUAAAUGGCCAGCGUUACGGACAGGAGUAGAAUGACAAUAUGUCAAUAUCAAGGCGUGGACGG